This is a messenger RNA of Ctenocephalides felis (cat flea), 2541 nucleotides long. RefSeq lists its product as uncharacterized. The record is from RefSeq and is a predicted model, not a curated record. Bases 158 to 1936 code for a protein of 592 amino acids. The transcript has 10 exons. NCBI's taxonomy places the organism in Eukaryota, Metazoa, Arthropoda, Insecta, Siphonaptera, Pulicidae.
CCAUUGCUGUGAAUCAUUUACUACUGUGAAGUCCACUACAAAACAAGUUUUACGAUGACAGAUGAUACGUGCAAAUAGCUGUCAUAAAAUAAAAUGUUUCAAGAAAUAAAUGUUUUUUUAUUAUUUUGAUAUAAUGCUGUAGCUUUUAUAGUUCGAUAUGGGAUAUUUAUUAGAUACUAGAUUUUUGAUACUUUUAUAUCUUAUGUGUUACACUGUUUCGGGUGACAAUUACUUUGUAUCAAUAACAAGUGAUGGACCAGUGGUUUUAGGAGCUAAAAUUAAUUUUAAAGCGGAUUUGUUUACUGAUGAUCAAAAACGUCCGAGUGGUUCUUUCCAGUAUAUAUGGAGAGAUAAUGCUGUUCCUUCUCAUCAUUCUGAGACUAUCGAAACUACUAACCCAUAUAGUGAGUGGAGUGUAUCAUACCCUUACAAAGAUGGAUACCAGCCUGGUCUUUAUACGGUAGAAGUAGAUGUGGCUAAAUGGUUUGUUGUUUUCUAUGUUACAGUUACUUCACAACGUUAUACUUUCAAUGUUACAGACUUGAUCAAUGGGCAUAUGCUCUUACAACAAAAUCAAACAGUUCGAGAUGAUGUUUUUGUGUCAAAUAUUGAACCUGUAACACAUUCAAUAGUUUUGAAUAAACCUGAUGCACUUCUCUUGAAAGAUAAUGCUACCUCAGUUAUAACAUAUUGGUUCAUAGACUGCGGGUUUUAUGGAUUCACAAAUGAUUAUAAUUUCAAUUACAAAUUUACUGAUGUUGGUAAAGAGCAUGUUGUAGAAGCUCUCAUUGUGGGUUCCUAUGACAAGCUGCCUCCUAUAACUACAACUACUACUACAACGACAACAACAACAACAACUACUACUACUACUACUACUACGACUACUACAACAACUACAACUACAACUCCAAAACCACCAACGCCAAAUAAUAUUACAACCGAACAUAAUAUUGAAAAAAGGAAUGUUGUUAAUGAAGUCAAUUAUAAGUCAAUGAUUUUAUCCAAAAAUACCAAUGAUGGGAUAAAUAAUAAUAGUGUAAAUGAUACAGAUAAACAAAUGGCAGUUGAAGCAAAGGUUUUUGCUAGUGAAAAUGUUGAAAAUGCAAAAUACUCAGGUCAUACAUUGGACAUAUCAGGGCCAGCAAAAAAUGUAUAUAGCCAAUUUUUGAAAAAACAAAGUGGUGCUUCUGAUGCAUCAAGUGUAGAUUCAGAUGCUUGCUUAAAUAAGUCAUAUAUUGCUUCAGAUAAGAUGAAAACAUAUGGGUACUUUUAUAGGAAAAUAAUUGCUCAAGCGCCUGUUAGUAAUCUAACUGUAACUGGCAAUAACUGGCUGCAACAUGGUGAUAUGUUACGAUUGCAAGUAUCAUGUCAAGGUUCCGCACCUUUUCAUUAUUGUCUUUUAAUGAAACCAGGUCUGUACAACAUAACAGGAAAAGAGACUUGUGAUACUGAAAUAACAACAGAUUUAUGUGAAAUUUCAAUAGUGCAUUAUUUUCUCUCACCAAGAGCAUAUACUAUAGUUGUUAUUAUAAGAAACACCAUUAAGACACUUAUAUCACCCGUCGCUAUUACUAUUUAUGAAGCCAAAAAGAUUGCUCAAUUGUCAGUUAUCGUUGUUCCAGUUGUUUUUAGCUUUGUCGCUAUAACACUAAUUGUGUUUGGAGUUGCUUAUUAUAUACAGAGUCGUGCCAGAUUCAAUAUUGAAGUGGCUGAUUUCGAUUUCGGUCGAUCGUCUGCUGAUCUAGAAUAUCGCACCUUCUGGAAUCGAGUCGUAUAUAAUAUUAGAGAAGCGUGGCUAAAUGCUCGGGGACAUGCUCAUGCCCGCCUUAUAGGCGAUAACACUUCCCAUGCGGGGAGUUCAGGGUCGUUAACACCACCUGCAGGCGCCGCGGGUGGAGCAGAAAGCCCGUCUUUCAAAUAUGGCUUCAUGACAUAAAGAUUUGCUUUCAUUUGUGCUGUGAAUAUAAGAACUUGUUAACAUUGAUGCUUUGGGAGAAAAGAAAUGAAUGAAAUAAGUUUUAACUCGAAUAUUGGUAUGUUUUAUAUAUAGACCAAGUAGACUUAUAGUAUCAUAAUUAAAAAAAUUAGGGUUUAUUGAGAAUUAUUUUGUUUCUAUAAAUCAGUGUUAGUCUUGGUUACUGUAGAAUUGUAUAAUACAAGAACCAAAUUGAACAUUCAAAGAAGUAGGCGUAAAUGACCAUUCGUGGUCAAAGAACGUACAAAAAUAUUUAUUUUAUAUAGAUAUUAUUCCAUACGUCAUAUGAGUAUUCUAAAAUAGAAAGACAUUAGAAUUGUCAAACAGAAGAGAGUAAAUCUAAUCGCGUCAUACUACAUAUUACAAUAACUAAAAAUUUAUAAAUCAUUUGGGCAGACAGACAAAGCACAAAAACCAUUGUGAUAUGUUCUUAGAUUGCAAAGUUUUGUUGGAUUGUAUUUUUAUAAUAUAAGAGAUUUGAAAUAUGCAUUGUAUUAUUAUGUUUAGAUAACGUUUUUAUUAUUAUUCAGUUUAUUUUUAUUGUAUUAUAAUUAUAUUGACAUAAA